Molecule: messenger RNA, 214 nt
Organism: Adineta steineri
Lineage: Eukaryota; Metazoa; Rotifera; Eurotatoria; Adinetida; Adinetidae
Source: the annotation of a GenBank genome assembly
AUGAAUAAAAUACAUGAAACAGUGAAUCCUAUAACAAACGCCUGGUCAACAGCUUCUGAACCAUCAGCGUCAAAUAAAAAACGUGAACGAGCUGGUUCAGUUGUUAAAGAAUUUAGUUUGAACACAACAGCACAUGGUGUACCAAGUAUUGCUCGUAGUCAUAGUAUUCAUAAUCGUGUAUUUUGGAUUCUAUCAUCAUUAGUUUUUCUUGGUG